Molecule: messenger RNA, 318 nt
Organism: Microthlaspi erraticum
Lineage: Eukaryota; Viridiplantae; Streptophyta; Magnoliopsida; Brassicales; Brassicaceae
Source: the annotation of a GenBank genome assembly
AUGUCCCCCGGCAUUACAGGUUUGGGCUUUAUCGCCAAUUCCAACGGCUCCCAACCGAUUCCCGACGGAAGUUUGUUUACAAAUGUAGCUCAUUUGUUUUGGCAUCUACCAGAGGAUGACAGGAUGGGGAUGUACCCUUGGUUGAUUUGGUUCAUUUGGAAAGCCCGUAACGACAAGGUUUUUUCUAAUGAUGAUUGGGAUCCCAAUGAUACCAUUAACCUGGCGGCACGGAGACAUUGCAUGGGCCAAGGCCCAGGAAAAACGAGGGGGUGUGCCCCUGCAAGUAGGGCCAUCAGUAGAUACCCUGUUUCAGGGUGA